Camelus dromedarius (Arabian camel) is the source of this 5997-nucleotide messenger RNA. It is a transcript of the gene KBTBD7, whose product is annotated as kelch repeat and BTB domain containing 7. Gene Ontology annotation, molecular function: protein binding. The transcript has a single exon. The record is from RefSeq and is a predicted model, not a curated record. Lineage: Eukaryota; Metazoa; Chordata; Mammalia; Artiodactyla; Camelidae. The coding region runs from base 311 to 2353 and encodes 680 amino acids.
GUAGUCCUCUUGGACGCCUACUGGCAUUGCCAGCGCGGCGGUGGCGCAUCUCUCGGUUCCAGCCAGUAGGUCCUGUGAGGGCGAGCUGAGGCGGAGAAAGGGCGCGGAACGGAAAAGGGUGAGUCAGGCUCUGUCUACGCGAUAAAGGGAGGCGGCACCGCGGCGUAAGGCCGAGUUAAGUAAGCGCGGCCCGCGUGCAGUCUCUCCGGAGACACCGCGGUCUUAGCGUCAGCGAGAAGAGGGUGAGGAGGCGCCAGAGCCCGGUCCCUGCACCCGUUCUCGCCUUCAGCUCCCCGCCGCCAUCUCCAUCAUGCAGUCCCGGGAGGAAGCCCCGCGCUCUCGCCGCCUCGCCAGUCCCCGCGGGGGGAGGCGGCCCAAGAGGAUUUCCAAGCCCUCGGUUUCAGCUUUUUUCACCGGCCCGGAGGAGCUGAAGGACACGGCUCAUUCUGCAGCCCUGCUGGCACAGCUCAAGUCCUUCUACGACGCGCGGCUGCUCUGCGAUGUGACCAUCGAGGUGGUCACGCCUGGCAGCGGGCCUGGCACGGGCCGCCUUUUUUCCUGCAACCGUAACGUGCUGGCUGCCGCGUGUCCCUACUUCAAGAGCAUGUUCACCGGCGGCAUGUACGAGAGUCAGCAGACGAACGUGACCAUGCACGACGUGGAUGCCGAAUCCUUUGAGGUGUUGGUCGAUUACUGCUACACGGGUCGCGUGUCUCUAAGUGAGGCCAACGUGCAACGCCUUUACGCGGCCUCCGACAUGCUGCAGCUGGAGUAUGUGCGGGAAGCCUGUGCCUCCUUCCUAGCCCGCCGCCUCGACCUGGCUAACUGCACGGCCAUCCUCAAAUUCGCCGACGCCUUCGACCAUCACAAGCUGCGAUCGCAGGCCCAGUCCUUCAUAGCCCACAACUUCAAGCAGCUCAGCCGGAUGGGUUCGAUUCGAGAGGAGUCUCUGGCAGAUCUAACCUUGGCCCAGCUGCUGGCUGUCCUGCGCCUGGAUAGUCUAGACAUCGAGAGUGAGCGGACAGUGUGUCACGUGGCGGUGCAGUGGUUGGAGGCGGCUCCCAAGGAGCGGGGUCCCAGUGCCGCAGAAGUCUUCAAGUGUGUCCGCUGGACACACUUCACUGAUGAGGAUCAGGAUUACCUGGAAGGGCUGUUAACCAAGCCCCUUGUGAAGAAGUACUGUCUGGACCUUAUUGAAGGGGCCCUGCAGCUGCGAUAUGGUGACAUGUUGUACAAGUCUCUGGUGCCAAAGCCCGAAAGCAGCAGCGGCAGCUCUGUUGUGUCCAUAGCAGAAAAUCCACCCCAGAGGCUGGGUAUGUGUGCCAAGGAGAUGGUGAUCUUCUUUGGACAUCCCAGAGAUCCCUUUUUAUGCUAUGACCCGUACUCAGGGGACAUUUACACAAUGCCAUCACCUUUGACCAGCUUGGCUCACACUAAGACUAUCACCUCCUCAGCUGUCUGUGUCUCUCCAGAGCAUGACAUCUAUCUAGCCGCCCAGCCCAGGAAAGACCUCUGGGUGUAUAAGCCAGCCCAGAACAGCUGGCAGCAACUUGCGGAUCGCUUGCUCUGCCGUGAGGGCAUGGAUGUGGCGUACCUCAAUGGCUACAUUUACAUUUUGGGUGGGCGAGACCCUAUUACUGGAGUUAAGUUAAAGGAAGUUGAAUGCUACAGUGUUCAGAGGAACCAGUGGGCUCUGGUGGCACCUGUCCCCCAUUCUUUCUAUUCCUUUGAGCUAAUAGUGGUUCAGAACUAUCUUUAUGCUGUGAACAGUAAGCGCAUGCUCUGCUAUGAUCCUAGCCAUAAUAUGUGGCUGAAUUGUGCUUCUCUUAAACGCAGUGACUUUCAGGAAGCCUGUGUCUUCAAUGAUGAGAUCUAUUGCAUCUGUGACAUCCCAGUCAUGAAGGUCUAUAACCCAGCCAGGGGCGAGUGGAGGCGGAUUAGUAAUAUUCCCCUGGACUCUGAGACCCACAACUACCAGAUUGUCAAUCAUGGCCAGAAGUUGCUCCUCAUCACUUCUACUACCCCACAAUGGAAAAAAAACCGGGUGACUGUGUAUGAAUAUGAUACUAGAGAAGACCAGUGGAUUAAUAUAGGUACCAUGUUAGGACUUUUGCAGUUUGACUCUGGCUUUAUUUGCCUCUGUGCUCGUGUUUAUCCUUCCUGCCUUGAACCUGGUCAGAGUUUCAUCACUGAGGAAGAUGAUGCACGGAGUGAGUCUAGUACUGAAUGGGACUUAGAUGGAUUCAGUGAGUUGGACUCUGAGUCAGGAAGUUCAAGUUCUUUUUCUGAUGAUGAAGUCUGGGUGCAGGUAGCACCUCAGCGAAAUGCACAGGAUCAGCAGGGUUCUUUGUAAAUAUUUUGAAAUACUAAGAUGUUUCUACUGCUAUUCAAUGUAUCUUAAAAAAAGAUAUCCUUUUCCUUUUCCUGAAAAGAAAAGGUGAUUAGGACCGCAGAUUUGGUUUAGAAAGGGUGAUGUUUGAAUUGCUAAUGUAAUGUUACAAAAUUUAAACAGUCCUUGAAAUCAACCUAUAUAAUAAUUUACUUUGCUGAAAGUUGAGAUUAAAAUAUGCAAAAAAAGAACCAUAUAAUUGAUCAGAAUGCUUUUUUUUUUCCCCUUGUUCAAAUAUUUGUUGCAUCAGUGGAUUAUUUUGAUUAGUUACACUGUUCAUAUUCUGAUUGUCUAAUUUAGACUUCUGUUAACUUUUUAAUUCUAUUUACUGUUGUGAGGAAGUUAGCUUUUGGACUUUUAUAAUAGAAAAUUGGACUAGAAAUUGUUUGUAGGAUUUUGAGGAUUUAUAUUUUUCUUCAGAAUAAUGAAAGUAGUAGAUUUCCCAAAUUUUGAACAAGUCAGUUUUUAGUAUUCUGUUAAUAUAGUUUGUUAAAAUUUGGUUUGGCUUUCUUCUGCAAAGAAAAAAAAUUGGACAUAUAUAUUAAGGUUAUUAAAGAGUGAUUUCAUUUUGAUAAUGUGCAGAAUGGUCUUAAAUGUUCACCAAAAGUAAAAAAAAAAAGUCCAGAUUCCAAUGUUUUAAAAGAAAUUUCAUUUUUAAUUUUGGAAUAUAGCAUGUAUAUUUACUAAAUGCGACCAUUUUUCUCUCCUAAAAAACAUCCAUUCUAGUAGUAUCAGCAAUUAUUUAGAUACCCUUCUAAACCAAAAACAGUAGGUAACUUGCCAUAUUUUUCAUCUGUACCUGAUACAUGCUUCAUUGAAUCAAAGGAACAAUCCUGUUUUUCACUGGACAUAUGAUUGGGUAAUGUAAAUUUUUAUCCAUUGGUCUUGCCUGGUCUUAAAAAGUUUAUAUGUUUUCCUGAAACAUUUUGGCAGUAUAGUUUUGGUGUUUGUGUUAGAGGAUUCUUCAGCAGGAAGUGAUUUUUGUGAGGUGAUACUGGUUUUGAAAAUACGUAUAAACUAAAAACAGUUUUUUAUUGAGGUCAGUAGUAGUUAUGGUGUCUACCAACUCUAAAGAACAAGUGCCAGCGGAGAACUUUAAAAUUUUAAGCUGUGUAUAGAACUGUUUUAUGUAGUGUUGAAAUUUACUGUCAGUUUUUUAAGUCACUAUAAAUGAUUAUCAGCUUGAAGGUAUUUUUGUAUUAAAAGUUGACAGUUAAAGAACAUAAGUGGAUGAUGGCAUUUGGGGCCAAGAGUGAAAAUAAUGUUUCCUCUAAAAUAUUUCCCUAAGCAAUGGUACACAUGGUUAUUUUAUUAGGUUUUUUGUGACCUGUAAUUCUCUGUAAACCAUGCUCCAGGUUUUGGUUUUUUUGUUUGUUCAUUUUAUAUCACCAUAAUAAGGAAAGUUCCUGAAAUAGAGACUAAACUGCACAAAAUUUGCCAUUGUUAAGUACAAGAAAAUAUAGGUGCUUACUUUUUGAAGAUUUAUUAAUGCAUAUGGUUCUCAUAACACACAUACAUGAUAAGUGGUGUAUAUAUACAGAUGCUUAUGGUCUAUAAAUUUUUCUAUACCCACUUAGAAUUAUCUUCUUAAAUCUUUGUUCAGUAACAUGCUAAUUCCUCUUCUGUGUUUAUUUUCCAGUGACCAAAUGCUAACAUUUCUUUCACCCUGGCAGAGUACUGAGGAGUGUGUUCUGGGAUGGAGAACAGAAUUUUGAAUUAAAAAAAAAGAAAGAAAAGGAUUUUAGAAAACCAAACAUGUAAAUAAUGUUUUCUCAGCUUUUUUUUUUUUUUAAUUUUUUGUUUUGUUUUGUUUUGUGGGGUUUUUGGGGGGGUAAUUAGGUUUUGUUUAUUUAUUUACUAAUGGAGGUGCUGGGGAUUGAACCCAGGACCUCAUGCAUGCUAAGCAGUCACUCUGGACACUGAGCUAGACCCUCCCCCAUCUCAGCCAUUUUCGUUGAUUUAACAUUAUUUAGUGAAAUAAGAUUCUUAGCCUAGCAGCACAUGUCCCUUCAAAAUAGCAAACAUGCUUUAGUUUUGUUUAUUCCAUUUGACAUCAGGGCUGUCAACCAGCACUGCUCUUAACAUGGAAAACCAUUUCUUAAUAGUGUUAUUUUGGGGCCAGCUUUUCUUCACCAAUAACUUCUCGUUGAUAGCUUUUUGUUUUGUAAGGUUGAAAUAGGACAAUGCUGAUUAUCCACAGAAUUAAUGUUGCAACCGAUUGAAAAAGGACAGAUUCUCUAAUUUGUGAUUCUCAGUCUUUGAGUUAGGUAUAAGCUAAUUGGUAAAAUGACUGGUUUACAAAGAGGUUUUCUUAGAAAGGAUUUUGGUUUCAUGAUAUAUUUGUGAAUUAAGGACUAGAUUUAAGCUUUGUAGAUAAGUGAUUUGUACAUGGUUAGUGACAAAUAAAGCUGGCACUAGAACCCCAGGCCUUCUGACCUCUUAAUUUAGUGUUUCUGCUAAAUGUAUAAAACCUUUGCUUACAUAGUGAGUGGCUCAACUAGUAGUGUUGAAAUCCCUUCUUGACAGGAAAGCACCUUUGUCUCAGUUUUACAGUUGGCACAGGUUUUAGCGAACACACAGUAGAGUGUCAUUUGCAGGGCUGCUGUUUGUGUAAGACUUAGAGUGAUCUUACUGAUUUUUUGGAUCUGUCUGCCUGCAUGCUGAAAAGCCCAGAGAACCCAAAUUAUUUCAAAUACUUUAAAAAUUCAAAUGAUAAGUGACAUUGGUGUUUUCAAAAGGACAAAAUGUAAGACUCAUUUAGCAAAUUUAAAUUAUAAUUUCCUUCUAUCUCCCUUAGUUAAGCAGUGUUUUUUUGAUUUUUUUUUUCUGUUUUGAACCUGGAUCUUAAUUGAGAAUCUGAUAAAAAAGCUUUUGAUGCAUUCCCCAGAAAAAUAUAUGUGUUUAUGUUUUCAUAAUUUCAAAGGUGUUAUGACACUUCUGAAGUUCAUCCACACACCCAGGUUGAGAACACUUGGGACAGUUCCAAGAACACUUCUACAAAAAGGAAUUAGCAUUUUGCACAAGACGUAUUGCUCAAAUGUUUGUAAGGUGGGGAGGGGACAUUAUUAAAAUGGAGCUGAAGAAAUACUACACAUUCACCAUCUGAAAGGGAUGUGAAUGUUAAUGCGUGCCUCAGAAUGGAGACAAAGUUGACACUUAGGCUAAAGUUCAAAUUUCCUCAUGGUGAUUAACGUGAGAACAGCUAAGUAGUAAAUGUAAGUGAUUUAAAGAAAUAGGUCAAAUGAGCUAGUGUAUAUUUGAAACUUGGAAAUGUUAUACUUAUAUGUGAGAUGAUUAUUGUCUAGGAAGGCUGCAUAUAUGUUAGGAUUUAAAGCAAAAUAGAUUCCAGGUGUUUUAAACUGUGGAUGUCACAGCUGUUUAUUUAGAUACCUAAGAUGCAAGAGUUCUUUAUCUCAUUAUGAACAGGUGCUUGGAAAAGGGCUUCUACCCAUAAGAAAUCUAUUUAAAAUAUAAUUUAAAAAUAUAACAAAUUUGCUACUCACUGCUCAUGAAACUAGAAACCAGCACUUUGCCUGAUGUCGUUUUCACCCAUUUGUGCCGAGAUGAGCAAAAAACAUAAAACAUGAUGAAUGACUUGUAAACUAAAA